AUGUCUGAACAAGACAUUAAGCCACAUAUAUACAGUGAGUUGCGAAGUAAGCAUAAAUACGAAAUCGAUAUAUUUAAUGCAUUGUAUCAGUUGAAAACGGAAAAUGAAGAAGAUUUAAACUCAAUUUAUAAACUGAUCAAAACAGAAUUGAUUAAUUCAAAGAAAUAUCUCCCUACAAAUGCUAUCAAAGACAUUUUAAAUAUAAUUCCGUAUAAUAAUCGCUAUACAAAGUCAUUUUUAUAUCUUUCCAAACUGAUAUAUGAUGAUUAUCAUGUUACAGAGGUCAAAGAUGCUAAAUAUAUUUCAGACUUCCUGUUUUAUAAUGAAUAUGGUAUUCAAUUAGAUAUGUCUUAUGAUUUAAAAGAAUUAAAAAUAGAAAACAUCGAUAUUCAUUCAGAAAAUACAAUUUACAGAGCAAUUAUGUAUAAUGACAAAGAAAUAUUCAUUUCAAUCACUGAAACAGAAGGAUUUAACAAAAAUCAAACACUUAAAAGCAGUUUGUAUCCAUAUUCUGAAGAAGGAUAUUCAUUACUUGAAUUAUGCUGUUAUCAUGGAGCAGUUGAUUGCUUCAAGUUUUUAAGAACAAAAUUCAACUCAGAAAUAACUGAAAAAUGUCUAUAA
Messenger RNA from Trichomonas vaginalis G3, 621 nucleotides. RefSeq names its product protein of unknown function (DUF3447). The transcript has a single exon. The record is from RefSeq and is a predicted model, not a curated record. The coding region runs from base 1 to 621 and encodes 206 amino acids. NCBI's taxonomy places the organism in Eukaryota, Parabasalia, Trichomonadida, Trichomonadidae.